CCUAAGGUCGUGGAUUUUAGCUUUGAAGAGCUACAGAUUGAAUAAACAGGUGAAAUUCCGGCGAACAUGAGGCCGAUGCAGAUGGAGUACUUUGCUGACAUGGACGAGCAAGGAUCGUCGGUGGCGAUGGACGUUGAUGACGUGGAUCCGUUGGAGAUCUUCGGUGAAGGCGUGGUGAACAUCGAUAACAAGCUGGUUGAUGCUGAUUUCUUCAACAAUUUCGAGGAUGAUUUUGAUGACAGCGACAUCAAUUAAUUUAAUCUGUUAGUUAAUUUGAUGAUUAUGUUUAUUGCUGCUUUGAUUGCUAAUAUAUAAAUUAUCUAAUGGGAUUAAUUUUACUGUUAA
This is a messenger RNA of Mercurialis annua (annual mercury), 345 nucleotides long. Its product is annotated as small acidic protein 1. Lineage: Eukaryota; Viridiplantae; Streptophyta; Magnoliopsida; Malpighiales; Euphorbiaceae. The coding region runs from base 67 to 255 and encodes 62 amino acids. The transcript has a single exon. The record is from RefSeq and is a predicted model, not a curated record.